Prunus mume (Japanese apricot) is the source of this 2512-nucleotide messenger RNA. Its product is annotated as homeobox-leucine zipper protein PROTODERMAL FACTOR 2-like. Gene Ontology annotation, molecular function: lipid binding. Lineage: Eukaryota; Viridiplantae; Streptophyta; Magnoliopsida; Rosales; Rosaceae. The record is from RefSeq and is a predicted model, not a curated record.
UUUUCCAUCUCACACCUUUCUCUCCAUCCAUCCAUCUCUUAAAUUAUAUCAAGAUCUGGGGGCUUGGGAUGUCGGCGGCCUUGAGUUGGUAUUUGGGUUCGGCGAUGACGCUUGGGACGUCGAGGCUACAUCCACCCCUCUCUCUUUGCUCUAUGGAUGUGAAUAGUGGGAUUGUAAUAUUGGGUUGUGUUUUGGUGGGGAAGGAAGUUGGGGGUUUGGUUUUCUUUUGCUGGAGGAGAUAACUGGUGGGAAAUCUUGGUGUUAGAUUUUUUGUGGCUGUGGAGAUGACAAAGUGUGGAGCUAAGGUUGGGGUUUUUUUUGCUAGGAGGGGAAGAAGAUCUUCUGGGUCUAUAAAAUAGGGAGAAAUAAAAUGUAUGGUGGCAGAUUGAAUCUGUUUAGAAGGGCAGAUGCGGUUAAUAGAUGCUCUCAGGGGAAGAGGCAUGCCUUCCAUGUAUUCAUGGUCUUGUAAGAGGUGAAUUUCCAGAAUCCAUGGUCGGAAAAAAAUCUUCUUGGGGAGAGUAAUGGAAGUGUGUGCACGAUCAGCUGGGAAGAUUACUAAGGUAGAGGGUUACUGUGAAUCCGGGUUAGAUCUAUGGGUCGAUUUAAAGAUAGAUAGCAAUCCAGAAAAUGAUUUAGAUCAUAGUGACUUGCCUCAACCCACUGCAUCCCCUCAAGGCUUUUCAACAAGAGUGCAACUCACAGAUUUGGGGUCACAACCAAUUCUUGGAAGCAAUUUUGAUACCGAUGAAAGAGGCAGUGGCCUACUCAUGUCAGCCUCUCCAGAUGCUGAUGUGAGCACAAUCAAAAUCAGCGAACGAGCUUCUAACGCAAUGGAAGAGCUUUCAAGCAUGGCUUUUGCUCAAGAGCCUCUUUGGCAAGUUGACAUGGCAAGCCAUACUGAAAUGCUAAGUGAUGUUGAGUAUAUGAGAGUGGUUAAGGUGAGAGAAUGUCAAUCGCCCCCAAGCUUGGACGUUGACAACUCUCAUGAACUUGAACCAGUUCUUGCAGUUUGUUCUGAAUCUUCACGAGCAGUUGAGUACUUCGAAACGAGGCCUAUCAGCAUUAUUGAACUUUUGAUGGAUUUGGAGCAAUGGUCACUUGCUUUUUCCAAUAUUGUCUCUAAAGCAACGCUAGUGGGAGUUUUGGCAUCGACAGGAGUGGAAAGACACUAUGAUGGAACUCUCCAACUGAUGACAGCUGAGUUUCAUGCCCCAUCACCACUUGUUCCAACAAGAGAGAGUUCUUUUGCAAGGUAUUGUAAAAAGCUAGGCUGUGGCUUGUGGGGAGUUGUUGAUGUGUCCCCGGAAACGUUGCUCCAAUUUCCAUCAAGAAACUUUCGAAGACGACCAUCAGGCUGUUUGAUUGAAGAAAUGCCAAAUGGAUGCUCUAAGGUUAUAUGGGUGGAACAUGUGGUGGUGGAUAACAGACUGGUUCAUCAUUUUUUUCAGCCGCUGGUCACUUCUGGUUUUGCAUUCUGUGCAAAGCGUUGGGUUAACACUUUAAUUCAGCAUUUUCAAUGGUCUGCAACUGUAAGGGUUCCAAACAGUCCUACUGAUCGUGGCGUGAUUAUACCACAACCGCAAAGAACAUUCUUCUUGAAGUUUUCGGCGAGAAUGGUAAAAAGCUUUUUCAUGGACAUCGGUGCUUCAAGAGAGAACAAAUGGAUGCCAUUUCCAAUGUCGGGUGCUGAUAUAAUGAUAUCGACAAAGAGUAGCACAGAUGACCAUGGGAAGAUUCUAGGUACAACAGUGUUCGCUACUUCUGUCCACCUUCCAGCCCCAAGUAAACAAGUUUUUAGUUUACUUCGUGAUGUCAAAUUUCGGAGACAGUGGGAUAUCUAUGGACGCAAUCAUAGAUUCGAUGAACAUGCUUAUAUAAGCAAUGGUGACAGUCCAGAAAAUGGGGUUUCUAUAUUGCGAGCCAUUAAUGAUGAAACAAAGAAGAUCAAGGCAUUGUACAUGCAAGAGAGCUAUGCAGCCUCGACAGGCUCAUACAUAGUUUAUGCUCCCUUUGAUUAUAAGCAUGCCGAGAAUAAGUUGAUGAAGGAUGAAUGGCCAGACCACAUACCUAUCUUGCCCUCAGGGUUUUCUAUCCUUCCUGACGGACCGAUCCUCCGGGGCGAAACUGGUGGAAGUCUUUUGACCAUUGCCUUCCAUGUCGUUGCUAAAUCGCCAACUGAUGAACAUGAGCCUUCUAAUCAGCUAGGGUUCCUUAUGCACAAUAUUAUUGCAAACACUGUGAUGUCAAUCAAGGAGGCCCUAGGAUUCUCCAUAUGAUGUACAAAGCAACUACUAAAACUACAAAUGAUUCUGCACAAGUUUAUUGUAAGCACUUGAAAUCAUUGCAAGACGAGGCUCCUUCAAACUGAGGAGGAGCUCCUCUCCACAGCAAAUGGGAUUUUGACAUGUGUCAAAACUCCAUCUGUUUUGAGGAGCACCCCCUCAAUUUUAAUGGGUGGAGGUAAAGCAAAUGUUGAGUAUGCUUUAAGAAAAUAUAAGGAUUUUCAAACAAA